GGGGGGCGAAUGAACUAGGUAGCCAAUUUGAGAACAGUAACAAAAAUAUGAAGUUAGAGAAGGUGGACUGGUGUCACUUUUGAGAGCGGGGUAACAUCACUGUAUUUUGUGGUUGAGUUACAGCAUGUUUGAGAAAAGACGUAAGGAUGCAGGGUCAUUGGAAGUUAGAAGCGUUGGAUUUUUUUUCCUGAACAAAGAAGUGCUGGAUGUUGCUCUGUUCUAGUUGUGGUUCCAUAUUACUUGAGCUGGCCAUUGAGAUUUGAGAAUUUUAUAUGGACUACUAAAUUCUUGUAUGAAGUUUUCUAUUUUGGAAGGGUAGCUGUCUAUAUGCGCUAGCAUCUCACCCUUGGGUUUGCUUAGAUGAUGGAAUCCAGUUUCUUUUUUCCCCCAUUUGAAUGGACUGUUAAAACCACCAGUAUGGCUUGAAUCCAGAAGUUCAAUAUUCGUGGAGCAGCUCAGAUUACAUUUUUGUUUAUGUUGUUUCCGACUUCCGAGAGUAACUUGAACGAACAAUUUGUACAUAUGUGAUCAGAAAACGCAGCGUAUUGCCAUUUGUGUUGAUGUUUGUCAGUCACCUUACUGUCAUAUGUGACUUUGGGAAGGGUGAUGCAAGUAUGCCUGUUUACUUAUUUGCUCUGGCAACUUCUUCAAUCCUUGAUACAGAAAAGAAACUAUUGGUUGUAUGAUUUUUAGAUUUCCUUGGAGAGGGGGCUAUGCUUUUGUGGCCUGCGGAUUGCUCCACUGCUUUGCAUAUUAUUUGCUCUGCAUGUGCAACAAUCUUCAGGAAUUGUGGAUCUGUGUGUGAUGAUGAUCUGCUGCCCUCGUACGUUCCAGUGGUUUGACCACAGCCCCAUUAGCUGCUCACUUAUAUGUGCUAGUUAUUCUGCUUAGACUGACAAAGAGGGAUAGACCUGCUAUUUCUCUGUGCAUUGCUUCGUUUCCUGUCCGAAGCAUGUGGCAUUUCCAGAUCCGGGACGAAUGCCAAGUUCAGGACCAUCACGCUGUGCAUUGCUUCGUUCGUAAGGGGAGGUAGAAGACAAACCUGUGAACGGUUGGAGUUUGAUCCGACGGAGAAACUGCUCCAAAAAGAAAAUGCGCCAACUAGUAGAUAACAUUAUCUUCCUCUCGCACCGACGCUUCCCGCGCCAAUGGCCCUGAACAACCUCCUGAACCUUCCUCCCUCCGAGGUCGCGCUCAAGCCCCCUCUCCCGCCGCGCCCGUCGCUCUCCGCGCCACCGCGAGGGACCCAUCUCCGUCGCUCCCUCACCUUCCGCAGCGAGCCGCCGCGGCCGACGCUGCGCGUCCACUCGUCGGCGUCGUCCCCGCCGUCGGACGCCGCGCCCUCGCCGCCGUCGUCGAGGGAGGACGCCGUCGCGCAGGCGCGGUCCUGCCUCGCCGCGGCGCUGCGGAAGCCGCUCGGCAACUCGGUCCCGCCCAAGAAGCUCAAGAGGCAGCGGCAGCCCCGGCUCCGCGCCGAGAUCCCCGUCGUCGACGACUCGCCGGCCUCCCUCGCGCGCCUCGCGCUCGACGUGUUCUCGGGCAGCGCGGGCGUGUCGAGGAAGGGCGCGCCGGCGAGGCUGCUGCUCGUCUGGCCUUCGGCCGAGGCGCUGGCGGUGGCGCUGAGGGAGUUCGAGAACUCGGGGGACUCGACGACGGCGCACGCGCAGCUGGGCUCGGAGGCGCCGGGCGCGCUGAGCGUCUGCGACGCCGCGGUGUUCCUGGCCCCGGUGCCAGCGCAGGUGGAGCUGGUGAAGGCCUCCGCCGCCGCAGUGGACCCCAAGCCGGUGGUCCUGUUCAACCCGGCGUGGAGCUUCGACGAGGAGGAGGGGGAAGCGUUCGGCGCCGGGGCGAGGGGCUUCCUGGGGUCCUUCGACGUGGUGUACUCCUUCACGGGGCUGGAGGUCCGGGGCCUGCUGAGCAAGAAGAGGGGCGUGCUGCUCCGGUGCGUCGACGGCGGGCGGUUCGGCGGCGAGAGCUGGGUGCUCAUGGUGGAGAACGACGGCGGCGCGCCGGUGGGGCAGGAGUUCAGGGUCGUGUCGCGGCUGAAGAAGCGACCGACGAUCGGCGAGGUGGAGACGAUGCUGUACAACCUCAUGGCCGCCAACUCGCCGGUGACCAAGUCGGCCAGGUUCCUUAGGGAGAUGGUGUCCAAUGUGACCGGAGGGAAGGCCAAGCAGUGAUUUGGAUGACCUGCAUGAAUCAUGAAUGCGAGACUGAUGGUUUGGGUGAUUAUUCAACGGUGUCCUCUGAAUUUAAUCGUGACAGGCAUGCAACUGCUUCUGACAUGGAUGAGUGGCAGCACUAGGGAGAUAAACGAAUCGGAUACGGACGGAUAUUACUGAUAUCGUAUUUUUUUAUAUUUUUAUUCGAAUACAGAGUUGAAUAUGGAUAGUGCUAGUUUUUGCCGAAUAAAAUUGCAAUGGAUGUCGACAUCAUAAAAAUGUAACUUUUGAGUAUUCGGAUACGGAUCAGUUACGGAUAUUGAAUACUCGGAAUCGGAUACGGACGGAUAAAAACCCUUCCAGACCGAAUCGAA
This is a messenger RNA of Panicum virgatum (switchgrass), 2536 nucleotides long. RefSeq lists its product as uncharacterized. The record is from RefSeq and is a predicted model, not a curated record. The coding region runs from base 1149 to 2180 and encodes 343 amino acids. Gene Ontology annotation, cellular component: chloroplast. NCBI's taxonomy places the organism in Eukaryota, Viridiplantae, Streptophyta, Magnoliopsida, Poales, Poaceae. The transcript has a single exon.